Chaetomium strumarium is the source of this 1137-nucleotide messenger RNA. RefSeq lists its product as uncharacterized. The record is from RefSeq and is a predicted model, not a curated record. Gene Ontology annotation, molecular function: 4 iron, 4 sulfur cluster binding; NADH dehydrogenase (ubiquinone) activity; quinone binding. The transcript has 3 exons. Gene Ontology annotation, biological process: mitochondrial respiratory chain complex I assembly; aerobic respiration; electron transport coupled proton transport. The coding region runs from base 157 to 828 and encodes 223 amino acids. Lineage: Eukaryota; Fungi; Ascomycota; Sordariomycetes; Sordariales; Chaetomiaceae.
UCCGUGCGUCCAGAGGCGAAAUGCAAUCGGGACCUCAACUCAAAGACCGCUCUCAAGUUGCCCGCCGUGGGGUUACGGCCUUCUGCUCGCAACAUCCGCCAGCUUUACGAGCCUCUCCACUCCUUUUCAGCCUCUGCGGCACCUACAAGCCAUACUAUGCUUUCCUCCGCGAGGACAGGCGCCUCGCUGGCGCUGCGAGCAAGGCCAACGAGCCAACUCGUACCCUUCCGUGCCGCGGCCGCGAUUUCGUCCUCCUCCCGUAAAGAUGCUGCGAGCGCCGUCCAGCCGCAUGCCGGAUACGGUCUCGCCCGGCGCGAGCGCAGGGAAGUCCCGCUCCCCAGCCAGGAGGGCACCAAGGGCGUAGUGCAAUAUGCGCUCACAACCCUCGACCAGAUAACUAACUGGGCGCGCCAGUCGUCCCUCUGGCCCAUGACCUUCGGGCUGGCCUGCUGCGCCGUCGAGAUGAUGCACCUUUCGACCCCGCGCUACGACCAAGACAGGCUGGGAAUCAUUUUCCGUGCCUCGCCGCGGCAGUCCGACGUCAUGAUUGUGGCCGGGACGCUCACCAACAAGAUGGCUCCGGCGUUGCGCCAAGUGUACGACCAGAUGCCCGACCCGCGCUGGGUUAUCAGCAUGGGUUCGUGCGCGAACGGCGGCGGCUACUACCACUACAGCUACAGCGUGGUUCGGGGUUGUGAUCGGAUCGUGCCCGUGGAUGUUUACGUGCCCGGCUGCCCCCCGACGAGUGAGGCGCUGAUGUACGGGAUUUUCCAGCUGCAGAGGAAGAUGCGGACUACUAAGAUCACAAGGAUGUGGUACCGGAAGUAGAAUGGAGAUGGUGGGUUAGUGGGAGGGUUAUUCUGGGGUUGUGGGACGGGAUACAUCUGGGAGGACGCCCGAGACUACAAAGCAGGUGGGGCGGUUGGCGAAGAUUGCUUGCCGGAUGCUUUGCCUUUCGUCUUCCUCAUCAUCCCAGGUGUACCGACUCUGUAUAUACGUCUGGAAUCAUCUGAGCAGCAAUCCGUCUCGAACUGUACAGUAUGCAGAGAUUUGACUUGUACCGGGUCGGCGGUUGAGUUAUUUGUUUCCCAACGCUGUCCAGGUUUAUUCUGACCAGCUCUGCGAAUCAAUUUGGGG